UUGUCAACUGCUGAGGGAAAAAAUCAAUAAAAUUUCAAUAGCUUCACAAAUCUUCUGGGUUGGCUUAUAAAACAAUUUCGUGUUGAUUAUGAAGUAUUUAAGUUCAAUAAAAUGUCGGUUAAUUUGUCAAUUUGACCUUUAUUAAAACCGAAAAUAGUUUAAUAUGCUGGAGAGAAAUGCUGUACUAUUCAGAAACUUAUUUGAUACUUACAUUCAUGGCAGAUUAAGAAAUAAACUAAACAGCUCGCUUCCAAAUUUAAUUAACAAGCAUAUUUGCGCUGCUCAUACAGAUAUAAAGGUUCCUGAUUACACGAAAUACAGAAAAGACAGUGUUAAAUCUCCAGAUGUUCCCACCUCUUGUUCUGAAGAAUCCAGGAAAAUAUUUACAUAUAUGAUUUCUGGAACUACAGCGACCCUAGCACUGUACAGCCUCAAAUCGGAAGUUACAAGACUUGUAACAUACAUGAGUGCUUCGGCUGACGUUUUAGCCCUAGCACAGAUAGAAAUCAAGUUGUCUGAUAUACCAGAGGGAAAAUCUGCCACAUUUAAAUGGAGGGGUAAGCCGUUGUUUAUUCGUCAUAGAACAGCAGAAGAAAUAGCGAUCGCACGGUCGGUACCGGUAAACACUUUAAGGGAUCCUGAAGAAGAUUCGAAACGUUGUGAAAAUCCCUCGUGGCUAAUUGUUAUCGGAGUUUGUACACACUUAGGAUGUGUGCCUAUUGCAGACGCAGGGGAUUACGGACCUGGUGGAUACUACUGCCCUUGUCAUGGUUCGCACUAUGAUGCAGCUGGGAGAAUUAGAAAAGGUCCAGCCCCUACUAAUCUAGUUAUACCUCCUCUUAAGUUUGUAGGGGAUGACACAUUAGUUGUUGGAUAAAUAUAAUAAAAUGUAAUGUAAAAAA
Molecule: messenger RNA, 902 nt
Organism: Anoplophora glabripennis (Asian longhorned beetle)
Lineage: Eukaryota; Metazoa; Arthropoda; Insecta; Coleoptera; Cerambycidae
Product: cytochrome b-c1 complex subunit Rieske, mitochondrial
Exons: 2
Coding region: 164-877 (237 amino acids)
Biological process (GO): mitochondrial electron transport, ubiquinol to cytochrome c
Cellular component (GO): membrane
Molecular function (GO): quinol-cytochrome-c reductase activity; 2 iron, 2 sulfur cluster binding
Source: RefSeq, a predicted model, not a curated record